AUGUCAGCAAACAAAAGCUCUACCACAAGCGCGGUGGCUUUACCCUGUGAUCAGUGCACCCUGUCAUUCGACAACGGUACCGUCCUGGCGGCUCAUCGACGCUCCAAACACGCCAUACCUUGUACAUUCGGGAGUUGCAGAAGAACUUUCCCAGGCCAGGAAGCACUCAAACAGCAUUUGGAUUCAGCGAUUCACGUCAACAAGCAAAGCAAAACAACACAGCAGCUCAGCAAAGCCAGUAAGGAACUGUCGCCUCAAGUUGAACCAAGCAAGAUGCAACUGAACAUUCCCAAUGCCCCAGGCACAAUUCCAGCGACAAAUGUCGAAUUUUUAACCCCAGUGGUAGUGGGGAAGACAUCCAGGACUUUGGAUUCUCUUGCUGCGCACUUUGAAUCUUCACUGCACAUAAGCACACCUCAAAAUCCAGCAGUCCAAGAAUCGCAGAGGUCACUACGAAUUUCAACAUCAGUUAUUUCUGGUGGAGAGCGUGCUAUAGGCGGAACCACACCAGGAAAGCGAGUGGCUAUAAAGUCAAAAGUGCAAUCAUCCGACCCCCAGCCAGCCCACAAGAAGACAGUCGUUCCGCAAGAACUCCAUAACGAAGUGUUUAUCGCGCUCAUGGCAUUCUGCCAUUCACGAUACACACUUAUUGCUAAGAGAUACAUACUCUACACUCACCAUACAAACAUCGUCAAAGACGCAAGUAUUCUUAUGCACUAUGCGUUACCAACCCCCCCAAGGUUCCCCUAUCUCCCAGAGCGCGCUGCCAUCGUGAUUGACUGCGACAUGGUGGGUAAACACUACAGUGAGUCAGAGAUCUUGCACAUCUCAGCCAUCGACUACCUCACUGGCGAAGUCAUCAUCGACGCGUUAGUCCAGCCCGUCCAACCAAUGGCCGGUUGGCACACGAACCAAGACUGGCUAUCGAAGCAAGCCAAAGCUGCGACCACCAUCACAGGAGGGAUAUUAAAAGGCUGGCCAGAGGCGAGGGCUGAGAUCUGGAGAAACAUCGGUCCCAACACCGUUCUAGUUGGCCACAACCUACACCGCGAUCUUACUGCGCUUCGAAUGGAACACUGGCGCGUUGUAGAUUCGGCGAUAUUGGUAUCGGAAGCUGUUGGAUAUAGCGUUAAGAGACGCUGGAGUUUGAAAGCCCUGUGUAAUCAACUCCUCGAUAUGAAGGUCCAGAAGAAUAAGGACGGCGGAUAUUCUUGCAUUGAAAAUGCGUUCGCAGUGCGAGAGAUCGUCUUGUGGUGGAGUCGACAUCCAAUUGAAGUAUUAGAGUGGGCUACUCACCAGCAGAAAGAAUGGCAUAAAGGGGUAAGACAGGCAUACAAUGAGAGGAGAACCAUUGAGAGAAGAAUCGAUGAGAGAAAAACGAAUGUGACCGAUUCGGAUGUUUGGGUAUGGCCCACUGGCUACGAGGGGUUAUAA
Alternaria arborescens is the source of this 1434-nucleotide messenger RNA. RefSeq lists its product as hypothetical. Gene Ontology annotation, molecular function: nucleic acid binding; exonuclease activity. The coding region runs from base 1 to 1434 and encodes 477 amino acids. The record is from RefSeq and is a predicted model, not a curated record. Gene Ontology annotation, biological process: rRNA processing; ribosomal large subunit assembly. The transcript has a single exon. Gene Ontology annotation, cellular component: nucleus. Lineage: Eukaryota; Fungi; Ascomycota; Dothideomycetes; Pleosporales; Pleosporaceae.